GAUAUGAAAUUAUCUAUUUCUGAUUGGGAUGUUAUCAGGACAGUCUCUGAAAGUUGUUUGUAUAGAACAGUGCGUUGUUUUUGGUGCAUUUAAAAUGUUUACGUUAGACGUGGAUGUUAACAAUUUAACUUAUAUAUAAAUAACUAACUUUGCGGAAAUGGUUCUACUUUAUGUUGACUAUUUUGAGAAGGUGAAUAAAAAGAAGUGACGAUGUUUGAGGGCGCAGUGGCAGGUAUCUUGAACCGCCUGCUCGGCAAAUACGUGCAGGACUUAGAUACUGAGAACCUGAACGUUGGCAUCUUCUCCGGGAAUGUCAACCUCACAGACCUCAAGCUUAAACCUGAAGCACUGUAUGAAUUAGACCUACCAAUUGAUGUGAAAAUUGGCACCAUCGGCCGUAUAAGCCUGCAAAUACCAUGGUCGGGGUUAUACACCAAUCCUGUGGUGGUGAAUAUUGAGGAUGUGUUGCUGCUGGUCGGACCUGCCAUCUCCAACAGUUACUUCGAUCCUGAAAGAGAGAGAAGACUCACUAGAGCCGCAAAGAGAAAGAUUUUACAAGACUUGGAAGCGGAAAGUGAGAUAUUAAAAGGACCUCAGAAUUUCUUCGAGAAUCUCUUUACAGCGAUUGUAAAUAAUAUUCAGAUUUAUGUGAGAAAUGUCCACGUGAGGUAUGAGGACUCUAUCAGCUCGAAGGAUGGUCCUCUGGCAUGUGGUCUUUGUCUGCAGAGUCUCUCUAUAGAAACGACUAACAGUAAAUGGAAGCCAUCAGUGACCCCAGUAAACGCAUCCACCGUGUACCAGCUGGUACGCUUGGAGUCACUCUCGCUGUACUGGAAUCCGGCGGCCACUGCGCUGGAUGACGCUGAGACAGCACACAUCACUCCUAUGCAGUAUUACAACUGGAAACACUAUAUGCUGACUGGUCUCAAUAAGUUCUCUAUGCAUCAUGAGGAUUUCGAGUUUUUACUAAAGCCAGUGACGUGCAAGGUGAAAGUGCUAAUAAACCGGUCCGGAGAAGCCAGGACUCCUCGGCUGCUACUGGACGCCGUGCUGGCGGACAGCGCGCUGCAGCUGUCGCGGCGGCAAUACCUCUCAAUCGAUAACCUUCUGUCUUCCUUCCGACGCAUCAAAUUAAAUAGGAAAUACCGUCACCUCCAUCCCGGGGUGCCAUUAUCAAAGGACGUCAAGAAGUGGUGGCGCUACGCAUACAACGUGGUAGUCGAACAACGUGUCAGACCGUACACAUGGGCAGCUAUAAAGAAGCACAAGGAAAACUAUACUGUAUACAAACAGACCUACAAGAGCACUCUCCGAAGCCCUAACGAUAUAGAACUGAAAUUGGAUUUGCAGAAGUGCGAAGAUAACCUGCCUAUCAUAUCUGUGGUCAUUGCAAGGGAACAGGCUAAGUUUGAGUUACUGUCACAAGAACCAGAUCGUAUAGAAGUGGUAGAAAGUGAAUUCGACUGGUGGAAGCCGACAAGUUCUGACGCGGAGAGUGAUUCGGAAGCAGAAAGCAAAGCGCACGUUGAACUCUGUGUAAAGACCGAGAGAAGUCGUAGUCUGUGGAGUCAUCUUUCCAGUCCCGAGAAGAAGAGGGUCUGCGAACUUAUAGGUUAUGUUGAAGGUGUACCGAAGCAGGAUAAAUCUAAGCAGUAUAUUGAACACAAGUUAAACUUGACUUUGGCAAACUGUUCCUUAACGUUGAUGAAUAGAAGCAAAGAGGUGCUGGUAGUGACCCUCACGCAGUUUCUCGCCUCACUGGAGACCCGACCCUCGGCAAAGGCGUACAAGUUGUCAGCGCGUGCUGAGAGCAUGGUGAUAGAGGGCGCCACCUCAGACGGCGACCUGGUUCCGUUGCUGACCACGGAGAAGGCGGCCGCGCUGACCGGUUCCAACCUCCUGGCGGUGGACUUCGAGCGGAACCCUUGCAAUAGCGAGGCUGACUAUGGUCUUUGCUGGCUGAUGGAGCCGGUGGAACUGCUUUAUGUUGAACAUUCGUUUACAGAGCUGAUCAACUUCUUUCAAACGCACUCGAUGACGCCAGAAGACCUGGCGGAAGAGCUCUCAGUAGCAGUAGACAAGGCUAGUGGUGUGGGUCGCUCGGUGCUGGCGUAUGCAGUCAGCCGCCGCAAGGUCUUCCAGGUCAACGUUGACCUGAAGGGACCCUGUGUUGUGGUCCCUGAACAUGGUUGUGUCCAUAAGUCUGGUCGCGUGAUGAUAAUAGACGUGAGCCGUGUAGUGGUGCGCUCCGAUCUGCAACCCGCAGACCUGGCGCUGGAGGACGCCACCUGCAUGGAGCUGGAGGAGAAACUGUACGACCGCCUGCAUGCGGAGUGCUCAUAUCAAAUCUUAUUCUGCGAGUGGACGGAGCCGUGGCGCGAGUCUCGCAAGUACGGGGACUCCGAGCUGCAUCUCGUGCCCAAGGUUAAAGCUCAGCUCGUGUUCUCCAGCAGCAUUAAAAAGGACUAUAAGCUAUUGCCGAGAUACAAACUGAACAUUUCUCUUUCGAGUUUAAAACUGAACUUGUCAGAUCGCGUCAUCGGCCAUUUGUUGGACUUCUGUGAUAACCUUCCUAUACCCGUGCCUAACACUGUGCCGGUAUCUUUCAUGGACUCCGGGGACUAUGUCGAGGAGUUGGAGGACCCUGAGCUGGCGGAGGCUUUGGAGUUAGACCGCGUAUCUGCAGAUCCUGGGUACAACGAGCUCGUUAAGUUGAGGCAGAAGAUUGUCGCCGCUUAUCUCAGUAGAAAUAGGGCGGCAGAAACGAAGCACGACCACGUGAAGGUGCAAGCGACACCGCCACUAGAGACCGGGAUCAGCGAGCUGAGCGACGACGAAGUGGAGGAGUACGCGCGCUCCGUCGAUCUGCCCGGCUUCGACGACAACGUCUCGCCUAGCAACACAAUUGGCACUCUCAUGCGCUUCGUCAUCGGAGAAAUAGUGAUAAACUUGAGCCGAUCAAGCGAGCAGGUGGAGCGACCGUACAUCAUGCUGAGUGUGACAAAGGUGUGCCUGGACGUAGCGCUGAUGGAGUACGGUCCGGCGAUCCAACUUUCUGUGGAUCAGGCUCUAUUGACUGACAAGCAACAUCACAGCAACACCGGGCAAUAUCUUGAACUGUUAACAAGUUCUGGAGACUUGUUCAAUCUACUGUAUAGAAAGGUUCGAGCCAACUGUCCGGAGUUCCGGUCGCACUUUCACAGCGUGGAGCAGGCGCUGGUGGCGGAUGCAGGGCCGGUGACACUGCUGCUGCACGCCACGGCACUGCGCACACUCUGCAAGUACCUCACCUACCAACACGACAAGAUACAAAGUAGACAUGCUUUGAAUUGGAAGAAGACUGUGCUGCCGAAGACUGAGACUUUGUUUGAUUACCUGAUGAAGCCAGAAGCGGACCCGCCUGUUCCACCAGGAGCCACCAAGUUCAGCUAUUCUGUCAGGGCGGUGUCGGUGAACGUGAGGCUGUGGCAGGCAGACAGCGCGCUGGUGGAGGUGCGGUUGGCGGCACUCGAAAGCGACUGCGUCUUCCGCGCCAACGACCGCAUCAUUUUCAAACUCUACCUGGGCUCUCUGCACAUCGACGACUUGUCUGACAAUACUCUAUAUCCAAAACUGGUGUGGCCCGACGAGGACAAGGUGCUGGAGGUGAAGUACGUGCGCGCCGCGACGCGGCUGCGUGCACACGCGCAUGCCGAGCUACGCGUGUACCUGGGUCGCUUGCAUGUCGUUCUGCUGUGCGCGCUGCUACACCAGCUACAGCAAUUUGCGGAGCCGCUGGUGGCUGGGUCUGCGGCGGCUGAGGCGGCUGCGGCAGCAGAGCGGGAAGCGCGGCGCCGGGCGGAGCGUCUGCGAAACUGCGCAUCUAGACUCAGCCUCGCCAUAGAACUCCAUGCUCCAGUGCUGCUGCUUCCGCAAAAAGCGUCAUCGCCCGACUUGUUGGUUUUAAAUAUGGGUGAUUUACUGAUAGAGAACUUCUUCAAGCCACUGAACGUGAGCCAGGAGGCGAGCAGUCCAGUGGUCAAUCCUCUUAUUGACAACGUACUGGUAAAGCUGGAGAAUGUCACGCUGUCUCGCGCCGUCAUGACCCUGGCUGGCACGCUAGAGGUUCAGGAGCCGAUAGUAGAGCAGAUAUCGGUGCGGUGCGAUGUGAAGCGCGCGGUAGGGUACCGGCAGGCGGCGGGCGCGCACCGUGAACUGCUGCUCUGCGCCGCCGACGUGGUCAUGGACAGUGCUGUAGUCAACCUCGGCCAGAACGACCUGGCUACCGUGCUCGCCGUAUGGACAGGCAACCUCAGCGAGGCGCACUACAUCGGUGCCGUAGUGCCGGGCUCCCCGGUGGAGACGGCACCCUCCGACGUUGCUGUCAAGAAGCUGCAGGCGUUCCUUGCGCAGAGCGACCCUAUUCGAAAGGAGGUCACCGUCAGGUUCACCUUGGAAGGCAUCGAAGUGAAGCUAUUCUCUGACAUGGAUGAGGUGAUGAGCUCGCCGGUGCGCGACGCGAGCCGCGGGCUGGCGCGGCUGACGGCGGGCGAGGUGACGCUGGCACUCGACUGCUUCUCCGACGGCAGCGCCGAACUGCGCGCCGGCCUGCAGAGCUUGCUACUCGAGGACAUACGACCAGACAACAAUGUUGUUAUACGGCGGAUAUUCCAGUCGCAGGGCGGUGGAUCUCGCGCGUCCGCGGGCAUCUCGGUGCUGCGUCCCCCGCUGCUAGAUGCCAGCGUACGCUGGUCCUCGCGCGCCGCCACUUGUGACGUGCGCGUCGACCGCACCCGGUUCAACCUCGCUCUGCCCUUCCUGCUGCAGUUAACCAAGACCUUGCUCGACGCCAUGCCUGGAGAAAAGACAAUGGAAGGAGGUCUGGUGAACCACGGAUACGUGGGCGACACGGAUGGCGCACGUCCCGGCAACAACAACUGCGCCGCGCGCUAUCCCAGCUGCAGCGACUCCACCAGUGGAUACUAUUCUACUUCGGCAGGAGUAUCGGAGGACAACCCGAGUCUGUCAAUAUCGAUCCAGUGCCGGCAGCCGGAAGUAAUGUUCUUCACGGAGCUGACGCAGAGCGAGGGCCACGCGCUUUUGCUUCGAACGGAAUUGUUGCUUGACUACUCCCGACACUCCAACACCGAGAGCCUAGUCGUGUCGCUAGCUGGCUUGCAGAUAAUGUCAAAGCUACAAUCAAAACUUAAAAAUUUACCGCCCCAAUUAGUUUUGAAGCCUUGCGACGUAGAGUUCUCAAAAUCAUUCAAGAAUAUUGAGGAGGGAAUCAAAGUUCGUCUAUCUGUGUCGGAAAUAGAACUGCACGUGGCAGCGACAACUGUGCACACAAUUAUGGAUAUUGUAGAAGAAGUGACAAACGAAUUGACGAUACCGGAAGAGAAGGAACCAUUCAAUUUUACGUCAUAUCCGAGGUCAGAAAAAUCUGAUGAAGAUCUGUGGGCGCCGAAGAAGAUCAGCAACCCGCCAACUGCACAGUACAGCUUGGAGAACAGUUACGCACAGCCGAAGUACCCUAGUAUUACGCCAACUGAGACCUUCGAGAUUAUGGUACCUAGUGUCAAAAUCUUGUUCGAAAUUGAGCAGACUGUCAGGAUUCCUGUGUUGGUAGUCAAGAUGUCCUGUGAGGUGUCGCUGCACGACUGGUCCCGGCAAUUGCACGGCAGCGGGUCGCUGAGCCUGCAAGCGGACUGCCACAAUGAGCGGCUACGCGUCUGGGAACCAUUGCUCGAACCCACCGUAGAAGACAAUCGACAGAAGCCGUGGGAGCUUACCGCGACCGUGUUUCAGGCAAAAGCGUACCCAAUGUCUUCCCGUCUAGACACCAACGUGACGCAAGUGGAAACAGAAUCAGACCAGACUACUACCCAGUCAGUCAAGAAGAAGAAGCGCAGCGGGUUCGAGUCUGAGACGUCUGCAGACGAGGCUGACACUGACAACGAGAUGACGUAUAUCAGGAACCCGAGCGGCAAAGAGAAUAAGGGCUACAGGUACAGCGCCGCGAGCAUGACCUUCCUGAGAGCUCUGGAUAUAGAGGAGUCGGAUUCAGAAAAUGAAAUUGGAUCCAAAGAUAGAAUGUCCACAGCUGUUGGACAUUUGUUCACUGAUGAUUCAAGUGGAGAUGAAAUUAGCAAUGACGACUCAUCAGCACCAGAGCAAAGUGAAGGCGAUGUGCUGAGUGAAAAAGAAGAGGACGAAGCCAAACACGAAACUUACAUCGAUGGGGAAGAAAAGUUAAAAAAAGAUCCAGAACAAAAGAAUGUUACGUUACAAGAGCCGAGCCGCGAAAGCAGCGUGGACUCCGGUCUGGAACUGGAGGGUCGGCUGUGUACUUACGUGACGCUGGAGUCCCGCGCCUCACUCGAUGUGACCUUGUCCCCGGCCGCAUUGCGCACGCUGCACGCUCUCACCACAGCACUGCACGACAGAACUGCAGUAGUCACGGCCAUAGUCGCCGCGGAAAACGGAUUACAGCUCAUCAAUGAUAUUGGUCCCGGCUCUACGGUGUACUUAAAGACUCGUGCAGAAACAGACUUGGCAGGGAAUGACCGCGUUCUCGCUAUCGCAGACUACGACGUCGACACCAGCCGCCCCAGCACACCGGGCUGCGAUACAUCGGGAGCGGACCUUUUGGAUGAGACGAUAAGCAAGCAGGAGACAGAUGUUGGCGACGAAUGGGAUUGCUUCGAGGGUGGUUUUGGCGAGGCAGAGGGCGCGACAAGCACUGGAGCUGCGGGAGGCUCGUUACACACAUCGCCAUCUGCGCCCCCUGCUGCUGCUGACCUGCAGCGUCGCCUCACAGACCUCACACUGUCCAUACGCUUACACGAUAUGGACCCCCUUAACAUCCUGUGUCCCCAACGGUCGGUGUCCAAACUGCACGUGCUGCACCCCAGUCGGCAUGGCACGCGUUACUAUGUGCUUGUCGAGAGGACUACGCACUACAACGCCAAAAAAAUCGUCGUUCGCUCGCCCAUGCAGGUCCGCAACGAGACGUCGUACACUUUGGAGGUGCUGUACCGUCAGUCUGAACUGGAGGCUGCCGGUGUGGAGGCAGUUGGCGCGGUGCGCAACCCCUUCAGGGGCCUGCUGCGCCUCGCCAUGCUCGCCCCCCACGACACCUAUAACGUACCGCUCUACAUCGCCUACCACUGCAAACUCUACCUGCUGCCUACCAACUUCGAAACUUACCAGGCAUCAAGUCAAGGCAUCUGGUGGAUGGAGCUGGUGAAGGACUUGGGCACGCCGAAGGAUAUCCUCUGCCCCGCCAAGACCGACAACGACCCGAGUAUAUUCGCAAUGAAGAUUGUACCUGUUGAAGGUUGCCAGUCUCAGAAGAUCUCUCGCGCCAUCCCUAACAUGCUGGUGCGCGUUGUGCCGCCCCUAGGCGUGCACAAUUGCCUGCCGCACGCGCUGCAGCUGGCGGGGGCGGGAGCCGAUGGCCUGAAGCUGCGCAUUGAGCCCGGGGAACGUGCUCACGUCUACACUCUAGACUUGUCCAAGUCCCAUCGCCUUACCCUCGAUAUUCAUUACCUUGGAUUACCCUGGACUGGGAGCUUCACAUUAUCACCAGACAUGACUGAGAAGACGGUGCAGAUGACGACGGAGUGUGAGACGGAGGGCGGCAACAAGCAGCUGGGUGUUAGCGCACGGCUGGUUCGCGGCCCCGCCUGGCGCCUGCAGCUCUAUGCUCACUGCUGGCUUAUCAACAAGACCGGCCUACCGCUGCAGAUCAAGGGUGGUCGUGGUGAGGCGGCCCAGGAGGUGUACGAGGAGGCGGUGUUGUGGGCGGGGCGCGGAGAGCGGCUACGAGUACGCGCUCACCAGUCGGGUUGGUCGCGUCCAGCGCGCGCGAGACCCCACGCACCCGGAUUACUCGUCUGCACGCACACCGAGCGACGAAUACACUACCGAAUGCUGUUACACGUAACUCUUUCGGAACUUUGUCCUCAACUAACGAAAAUCGUGACCAUCCUACCAUAUUUCCUUGUGUACAACGAUACGAAGAAACAUUUGCGUUUCAUGGAGGAGAAUGAAGCGGCGGACUUGUGGAUAGACCUGGCACCGCAGCAAUGCACGCCAUUCUGGCCGCAGACCGAUUCUAUGUCGAUGCACUGCAAGUACAGGGACUCUAACGUCGUGUCUCAACAUUUCCCAAUCACAAAGAAUCAUUUCACCGUUCUCAGAAUGGAUAAAGGGUCUGCAAUAUGCGUGGACGUGACCGGAGGGACAGACCGUCCGUUCAUUAUCACGUUCAAAUCGUACAUUGCUGGCGACGCGCCGGUCCGCAUUGAAAACCUGUGCGAGGACCUGUUCCUCAAGCUGCACCAGGCGGAGUGCGGCCAGGUGGCGUUGCUGAGCCCACACCAAGCCAUGCUCUACACCUGGGAUGACCCCGCCAAGGAAAGGAAACUCAUGUGGAAUAUCUACAAUAACAAAGGAAAAGGAUUCCUUGCUGACUUCUCUCAGGAUGGAUACGGCGAGGAAAAAGUGAGUUUCCAGUCGGUGAAGCAUUCCACUCUGGUAGCAACCAGUAGUGUGACGUCUAAGCUGUCCUCCACACUCAAACGUCUCACCCCCAAGUCCCCCGAACCCUGCUCCUCCAGCAGCGACGACUCCGAGAGCUUUGAGCUGCCUGAGAAUCUCGCAAAAACUAAGAAGAUGAGGAAAGACAAGGUCAUAGUCUACUGGGUGUCUUUCAUGAACGGCUAUCAGAGAGUUUUCGCAUUAGCUCAGGACGAGAGAAUAGCACAGCAAUAUCGGAUGAUGAUUGAUUCAGAACGAAGUAACUACGAAGUAUAUCUAUCUCUGUCUAGUAUGAGCUUAUCAGUGUGCGUCCAAACCGGAGUCGGUGUAAAGGAGCUGGCUUAUAUAAGCGUUGCGGAUUCUCUUCCGCGCUGGGAAGUGAAUGUUAGCAACAAAUGGAAGCAACUAGCACCCGAUCUCACCGCGUGGAUUGAAGAUAAAUACCAAACAGAACAGAAAAAGUGUAAUCUCAGAGACUACAUUCAUAUAGACCUGGAGAAAAUGCAAAUGACAAAGCCGUUCUUCUCCGAAUUACGGAGGACAUACAAUCCCGCCGUAUGGUUGCAACUUCGCAAAUCUGAUACAUACUCAUAUUGUCACCUAAAAUUACAGAGAUUCCAAAUUGAUAAUCAAUUGUACGAAGCUGUGUUCCCCUGCGUACUGUACCCAGCUCCUUUACCUGCACAUUUAAAAUCCAAGGAUGUUAAACCGUGCAUUGAGAUUGUUGCUUUGAAACAGUACCUUCCCAAUUUAAAUCAAGAUAUCUAUAAAUACGUGAAAGUAUUAGUCCAAGAGUUUUGCGUAAACUUGGACAGGGGAUUCGUUAAUUAUAUUUUCGAUAUCUUAAACCACUGGAAGGUGGAGGAGAAGCCAGCCGUGAGACUGCGAGCUGACUUGGCAUUGAUCCACAUGCCGCUGACAAUACUGGCCAUCAAGAGCCAGACGAGUGCACAAAAGAAUGUGUUUUUCGAGUAUGUGCAUCUGUCGCCCCUAAAGCUGGUGCUGAGCCUGUCUUCUCGCGGUUACACGGACACCGCCGACAGUCCUAGUCGGUCGCAUUACGCCAUUCACAAGGAGAACCGACCCAAGUUGUUCAACAGUGAUUUGCUGGAGUAUCUGUUUAAUUCUUGGGGUUCGUCGCUUUGCGAUAUGAAGGAUGUGGUAAUCAAGAUGUCCUACAUGGAGCUGCGGCAGGCGCCGGUGCCGUGGGCGGGGCUGUUGGAGGCAGCGUCACGACACUACUGGCUGCAACUUGUGCAGCAGUUCUACGUGCUGGUGCUCGGCCUCGACGUACUGGGCAACCCCUACAGCUACAUCGGCGACUUCUCAAGGACACUCAAGCAGUAUUAUGAACCAUGUCUGGGUGGUACGUGCGCGCGGCGUCUUUCGCGCGGGUCCCGCGAUGGCGCGGCGCGGCUGGCGUGCUGCCUGGCUGACAGCAGCGCCGCGUUGGUGGAGACCACGCCACGAGUCCGGCCGCAACGAAAAAGACCUGGCGAGGAGGGGUCAGUCGUGGAUAACGUGCCAGCGGCGGUGCUGGAGGGCAGCCGGAGAAGCGCGUGCGGCGUCGCGCUCGCCCUCACCGGCCUUAUCGCCAGGCCUACUCUCGAUGAGGACUGUGCUAUUGUAAAACACGUGUGCCGGGAGGCGACACGCGCGGCGCAGUGCCCGCAGCUGGGCUGGCGCGGCGCCGAGGCGGGACUGCGUGCGGCCGCCGAGCGUGUCUCUCGCCUGCCCGCGCGCCGCCGUCUGCCCCGACACUGCCCUCGCGCCGAGGGUCUGCGUGCAUACGACGCGUGCGCAGCUCGUGGUGCGGCGCUGUUGGCGCAGUUGUCGCGCGGCCACUAUGCCGCCAGCGACGGUUACAUCGGCCACGUGCACCUCGCGCGCGCCUCUCUCGCCACAUUACUGCUCACAACACAGCACAUAUUCCUGGUCCGCGGCGGGGGCGGGGGCGACGGCUGGCACAUAGAGUGGGUGGUCAAACUGGACGACCUCAUCGAGCCGCCCGUCGUUGAAGGGGACAAACUUAUACUAAACAUCAAACAGGAUGAAAUGGUGAGCUACUUUUCGACUGACGAGAAGGUGAUCGAAAUAUCAGACUCGGAAGUGCUGCAGUGGCUUCAGACGAAGAUAGAAUGCGCCCUCAUACACGCACUGGAAGACAAACGUUGUCCCGCUGAAUGAACACAAAGCAAACUAAUUUUUUAUAUUUAUUUUAAUAUUAAAUGGAUGUUCAACAUAAUCUAUGCAUGUAUUAAGACGGGAAUUUGAUUAUUAAUUUCGUAUAAAUUUAAAACAUUCAGUGAAACUGAUAUUGAAAAUGAUAACAAAAUAACAAA
Messenger RNA from Papilio xuthus (Asian swallowtail), 10865 nucleotides. RefSeq names its product vacuolar protein sorting-associated protein 13A. The coding region runs from base 211 to 10710 and encodes 3499 amino acids. The record is from RefSeq and is a predicted model, not a curated record. Gene Ontology annotation, biological process: protein retention in Golgi apparatus; protein targeting to vacuole. NCBI's taxonomy places the organism in Eukaryota, Metazoa, Arthropoda, Insecta, Lepidoptera, Papilionidae. The transcript is spliced from 54 exons.